CGCUGUCAGCACUGUCCUCAAAUUGACUUGGUAUACCUUCUCAAAGCGGAACGUUCCCGCCAUCACCACGGAGUUGCGAGCUUCUCACAUCUUUGCUACCGACUGAAUCGAGGACGUCCAUCUCCAGAACGUGAUAGAACUGUCGACAAUCGGAAACAACAGACAUGGGAAGUGCAGCUCCUCCGACUCUGCGAGUGGCCGUGGCCCAGUACGAACCGGAAUGGCUCGACUUGCCAGCCUCAGUCGCCAAAACAUGUUCCAUCAUCGCCGAAGCCGCAAAGAAAGGUGCAAAGAUCGUGGGCUUCUCAGAGGCAUUCAUCCCUGGCUAUCCAGCAUGGAUAUGGCAUCGGCCGGUGGACCCGGCUCUGUCGACAAGAUACAUCCAGAACUCCCUCGCCGUAGACUCUGACGAGAUGCGCACGAUCCAGAAUUGUGCGGCAAAGAACGGCGUCGUCGUGGCACUGGGCUUUUCUGAGAAUGACAACAACUCCGUCUACAUCGCCCAAGCCAUCAUCGACUCAGACGGGAAAAUGCUGAUGCACCGUCGCAAGCUGAAGCCUACGCACAUGGAGCGCACCAUCUUUGGCGACGCGUCUGGGAACAGCUUGAUGAAUGUGGUGGCCACCAAGGCCGGGAAGCGAGUGGGCAGUUUGGCUUGCUGGGAGCACUGUCAGCCCUUGUUGAAGUAUCACACCGCGACACAGCGCGAGGACAUUCACGUUGCAGGGUGGCCGCCCUUGAGCCCGCACGCAGGGCCGGAGCUGUGGUCCAUGUCGAAGGAAGGCUGCCAGAAUCUCUCCCAAACAUACGCCAUUGAGACACAGACGUUUGUUCUCCAUGCGACCACCGUGUUGGGACCCAAGGGGAUCGAACUGAUGGGGACCGGCCAGGCCAUGCUCAUGAACAGCCCUGGUGGAGGCUACUCGUGCGUUGUUGGGCCCGACGGGCGGAUUCUCUCAGAGCCGCUAGACGCCAAAUCUGAGGGACUGGUGAUUGCGGACCUCGACCCCAGCAUGGCCAUCAUGGCGCGCAGCUUCCUGGACAUUUGUGGCCACUACAGUCGGCCGGACCUGUUGUGGUUGGGGUGCGACACCCGGGAGAGGAAGCACAAAGUCGACACGCCUCGACCAAGCGCGGAGGAGAAGGCUGCGGGGGAGGAUUAAGUAGCGAGUGAGUGUGAAACGAAAAGCCGUCGCAAUUGUUGCUGCCAUGUUCU
Messenger RNA from Cladophialophora immunda, 1216 nucleotides. RefSeq lists its product as uncharacterized. Lineage: Eukaryota; Fungi; Ascomycota; Eurotiomycetes; Chaetothyriales; Herpotrichiellaceae. Bases 165 to 1163 code for a protein of 332 amino acids. The record is from RefSeq and is a predicted model, not a curated record. Gene Ontology annotation, molecular function: catalytic activity. The transcript is spliced from 3 exons.